AUGAUCGGAUUCCUAAGACUACUGGUCCUAUUAUUUGCUGUUUCAAAAUGUAGUGCCCAAAUGCAUAAUUCUCCUGAAGAGCAAGGAAAUGUGAAAACCAACCUUUUUUUAAUUUUUGGCAACACUACAACCCCGUCCCCAACAGAAGUUCCACAAAGUGGAGUCGAUGGUCCAAAUUGCGAGUGUGUGCCCCAUAACAAAUGUGAUCCGCCAUCGGGAAGAAUAACUGAGGACGGUUCGCUCCAUAUUUUGGGAUCGCAGAAUAUACGGUGUGGGUAUAUGGAACUAUGUUGUCCGCACCAUAGGUUGCGUACAAAGGCUUUGAAUCCCAGGCCAAAGCCAAAUCGAGGCUGUGGAAUUCGCAAUGUUGGUGGCUUGGACUCGGACAUCAAGUAUGAUAACACACAGUAUGAAUCCGAUAUUGGUGAAUUUCCCUGGACAGUGGCUAUACUACAGUCUGAAAACUAUUCCUUUACGGGCACACUUAUUCAUCCCCGGGUGGUUUUGACUUCUGCGCUCCAGAUUCAAGAUGGGAAAACCUACACGGUUCGUGCUGGAGAAUGGGACCUUAAAUCCACUAAUGAACGUCUACCGACUCAAGAGAUAGAGGUGAAAAGAGUUAUAAAGCAUCCCCAAUUUAGUGAGAGCAAGUUUCAAUACGACGUGGCAAUUUUGAUCCUCGAGCAAUCGUUCUCACUGAACGAUCAUAUCAAUGUGAUAUGUCUACCUGACCAAGAAGCGGAAAGAAGCUCCCGCACUUCAGAGUGCUAUGCCAAUGGAUGGCCUAAGGAUUCCAUUGGUAACUUGGACGAAUAUGAUGUCCUAAUGAGACGGGAGCCAUAUCAUAUUAUAGAGUUAAACGAGUGUCAUAAUCGACUUCGAAACCUAAAUAUUUUAUAUUUAGGUGAAUUUUACCUGAGCCCUUCCAUCAUUUGCGCCGAAAAACAGACAACCGUCGGUUUCCACAUAGGCUAUGGCGGCGGACCACUGGCCUGCCCGUUUGGAGAUCGCUACCAGCUUAGUGGCAUUGUAUCUUUCGGAAUCAGAUACAAAAACUAUACGGUCUUCGUCAACGUGACCUCAGUGCGAAAUUGGAUUGACUGGGAAAUGGCUGAAAAUAGUUUCGAUAAAUCCUACUAUACCUCCUGA
Molecule: messenger RNA, 1149 nt
Organism: Drosophila yakuba
Lineage: Eukaryota; Metazoa; Arthropoda; Insecta; Diptera; Drosophilidae
Product: phenoloxidase-activating factor 2
Exons: 1
Coding region: 1-1149 (382 amino acids)
Biological process (GO): proteolysis
Molecular function (GO): serine-type endopeptidase activity
Source: RefSeq, a predicted model, not a curated record